AAUUAUCAGUAUGCUGCCUUCACGUAAAAGUGCAAACUUCACUUAAGAAUAUGCUGCUGCAGAACCUAAUUCACGUUCCAUUAGAAAACCUUGAUGUACAUGAGGUUGAAGGAGACUGCCGACUUGGGGCGAGGAAUGGGAGAGAGGAGUGAAGGAUGAUAAGCAUCGGUUGGAGAGGGGCGGAAGAAAAGGUCAAGCUAGGCUGAUAUAAACGGAGGAAAAGGUCAAGCUAGGGGCCCCUAUAAGGUACCUCUGCAGGAAUUUUGUUCAGCCGGUUCACGAGUUGGGUCUGGGUUGGUCGGUGUGUUCCGACUAAUCUGAACCCGGGCCGAUCGGUCUACGAGUUACGGAUAAACGAAGCGCAUUCGAAGUGAUGCGGGAGUCGGAUAGGGUUUGGUUAACUCCCGACGCUCCACGGCUAUAGCAGCGGAGAUAUGAUCCAACGACGGAUAGGUGGAUUUUCUUCUACCUGGAUCUCCAAUUUACUUCCCAUUGCUCCUUCCAUGACCUGUUUUCAAGUUUGAGUGUAGUUUUUUAUUCUUGUCUGUCAACUGUUUGAGGCAAUUCCUAAGUGGAAAACUGGAGCUCUUUGGUCGUGCAAGAUGUCUCUUUAGAGAGCUGCAAAUGCUUUAUGUUGAUGUUGUUCCACUAAUGAGUGGAGUUGGGUUGCCAGCUUGGAGAACGAGGUUUGCAUUAAAAAUGAAAAGGAAUUUAGUUCUUCAUUAUUCCCUCAAGCAAAGCUCCAUGUCCUCAUUUUCCCUAAGGAACAAUUUGACAACUUCUUGUUCAGCUGCUGACCAAAAUAAGAAGAGCAAGGUCAUUGUAAUCUCUGGUCCCACUGGAGCCGGAAAGAGUAGACUUGCAUUGGAGAUUGCAAAGAGGCUUGAUGGAGAGAUCAUUAGUGCUGAUUCCGUGCAAGUGUAUCGUGGACUCGACAUUGGCUCGGCCAAGCCUUCAGUUACUGACAGAAGGGAAGUGCCUCAUCACUUGAUUGACAUCUUACACCCGUCAGAAGAUUAUUCGGCCGGCAAGUUCUUUGAGGAUGCUAGGAAAGCAACACCAGAUAUUCUUGGGAAGGGCAGAGUGCCGAUAGUUGCUGGUGGGACUGGUCUGUAUCUACGGUGGUAUAUAUAUGGAAAGCCAGCUGUUCCAAAGGCUUCGAUGGGGAUCACCUCUGAAGUAUGCUCUGAGCUGAUGGACUUGCAGAGGAAUGGGCAGUGGGAUGCAGCUGUGGAUUUAGUGGUGAAGGCUGGUGACCCGAAAGCUCGGUUCUUUCCUGAAAACAAUUGGUACCGAUUGAGGCGUAGCCUUGAGAUUAUCAGGUCUUCUGGGUCACCUCCUUCAGCUUUUAGUGUACCAUAUGAUUCUUUUCGGGAACAACUUGACUCGAGAUUAUCAGGCUUCUCAGUUAAUGGCAGUUCUGAUUUAAAUAAUCCUCAAGAAAAUCCUGCAAAGGACCUGGACUAUGAGUUCAUUUGUCUUUUUCUUUCAAGCCCACGAGUAGCUCUCUACAGGUCGAUUGAUUUGAGGUGUGAGGAGAUGCUUAUGGACCCUGAAGGACUUCUAUCAGAAGCUUCAUGGCUACUUGAUAUAGGUCUUCAUCCAAAUAUGAACUCUGCAACUCGAGCAAUUGGUUAUAGACAGGCUAUGGAGUACUUGCUAAGCUGUAGGGAACAAGGGGGUAAAAGCUCUCCUGAAGAAUUUUAUGCAUUUUUAUACGAGUUUCAGAAAGCAUCUCGAAAUUUUGCAAAGAGGCAGAUGACUUGGUUCCGGAAUGAGCUUAUUUACGACUGGCUUGAUGCAUCACGACCUUUUGAGAAAGUAAUUGACUUCAUUUGUAAUGCUUACCAUGACCAGAGUGGGGAGUUGGUCGUGCCUGAAUCACUUAAAAUGAAGAAAGAUAAUAAUGGCCACCAGGAAACCUAUGAACUGAAGUCCUAUCGUACCAACAAUAAGCUGUUUAUUGGUGAUCAUGAUUGUCAUCAUGUUCUGAAUUGGAUUGGGAGGACCCAGACUGUGAUAAGCAGGGCAUAGUUUUCGAGGUACUCUCAGAUUCGGAUCAUAUAAGUUCGUCUCAGUCAUUAGGUUGGAACUCCUGCAAACAAUGGGAGCUGGGAGUUCUGUUGCAAUUCUUUUUGACAGAUAUGAAAUGUAGCACUCUCUUGCUACCAGCCAAGUUAGUUUGCUUCAUAUCAUGGUGAUGUCAUCAUCCAAAUUUCAAGCCAUCUGUACAAGUUAUGUUGUAACUGCUAAUCAAUCCUCUGGGGCGUCAACAGGUGCAAGCAUAGUGUCGUUAUGCAUGGAGUUCAUCUAAAUGUUAAGCCUUAAGGUGUGUUUCUCCGAUGUCUGGCCAUGUUGGAGAGGGUGGGGGGGGGGUUGGGAGAGAGCUAGAAUUUUUUCUAUUUAUGGCAAAGUGGCAAGGACACCGUUCAACAGAUGCAAACAUUGAUACUUGUGCGAGACAUUCAGUUACUGGGUAGACUUGAGAGUUGAGACCAUUCUGCAUUUACACGUGCCUUUGAAUUCUCCAUGCUGCUUUUCUUUUUUUUUUUGCAUUUGGGUGGGCUGCAAGGAAUCCUCCAUGGGUUUUAGUAACUAGGCUUCCAUAACGAUGUUCAUGCUUGCCAGUAACUUGAAAAUUCUGUAUGCUAAUUAAGUGUAGAUUUGCCCUGGUCUCUAAAAUCAAUUGUAGCCUUCCAUUUUUAUGUUUAUUUUUAUUUAUUUAUUUAAGAAUUAGAUGGACAAGGCCAAAAUUCAUUGAGAUCCAGUUGGCACGAUCAAAGAUUUCAAAAUUGGUCGAGUUUAUGCUGCUUUAAAGGAUGAGGUACCUUCACAAAUUCAAGCAUUGCCAGGCCUGUAAUGUCUAUUUGAGAAUCUGGUUCCAUAUAGAUUUUCAUCCAUGAAUCAAGGUUGCCAAAUUCAAAUUAUGGGUUCAAACAUAGCAGUGCUUCAUAUUUUGUUAGGAAUUUGUUGUGCACAUUGUAGCAUCUAAUAUUAGAUAUCUAUAGGAGAAUGUUAUGCCAAUUUUUGUGGUCUGGCCUGCGAAGGAAAGGUCAUGGCUUUAAUUUUAAUUCCUAAUGGAGCUUAAAGGGUCUUGUAACAACUGCAGCUAACUAUUGUUCGAAGUUCUAAAAUAUUUUGUGGAACUAAAAA
Messenger RNA from Elaeis guineensis (African oil palm), 3153 nucleotides. RefSeq names its product tRNA dimethylallyltransferase 9. The record is from RefSeq and is a predicted model, not a curated record. Gene Ontology annotation, molecular function: tRNA dimethylallyltransferase activity. Gene Ontology annotation, biological process: tRNA modification; cytokinin biosynthetic process. NCBI's taxonomy places the organism in Eukaryota, Viridiplantae, Streptophyta, Magnoliopsida, Arecales, Arecaceae.